GAUUGCUCUGGGCUGCAGUUAUCCAACUGAUGGCUCCUGCAAUGUUGACUGGCUUCCUUCCUCUAUGUGUGUGUCUCCUGCUGACACCUGGCUUUGCCGAGGCAGGCAAGCUACUGGUGGUACCCAUGGAUGGGAGCCACUGGUUUACCAUGCAUUCGGUUGUGGAGAAACUCGUCCACAGAGGGCACGAGGUGGUCGUAGUCAUGCCAGAGGUGAGUUGGCACCUGGGAAAAUCGUUCAAUUUUACUGUAAAGACUUAUUCCACAUUUUACACCCUGGAGGACUUGAAUCAGCAGUUCAGGAUUUUCGCCGAGGCUCAAUGGAAAGCUCGGGAACAAAGUCUCAUUUCUAUGAUGAUGAGUGUAUCCAGCGACAGUUUUUUUGAAUACUUUCUUUCACAUUGUAGGAGUUUGUUUAACAACACAAAACUAGUAAAAUACCUAGAAGAGAAUUCUUUUGAUGCAGUGUUUCUAGAUCCAUUUGAUAUGUGUGGCUUAAUUGUAGCCAAAUAUUUUUCCCUCCCAUCAGUGGUCUUCACUAGGGGAGUAUUUUGCCACCAUCUUGAAGAAGCUACGCAGUGUCCCAGUCCUCCUUCUUAUGUCCCUAGAAUGCUCUUAGGGUUCCCGGAUGCCAUGACUUUCAGGGAGAGAGUGUGGAAUCAAAUCUUCCACUUGGAGGAACAUUUACUUUGCCACUAUUUCAUCAAAAAUGUUUUAGAAUUUGCCUCUGAGCUUCUCCAAAAGACUGUCACGGCAUAUGAUCUCUUCAGCCAUACGUCAAUUUGGCUGUUACGAACUGACUUUGUUUUGGACUAUCCCAAACCUGUGAUGCCUAACAUGAUCUUCAUCGGCGGCAUCAACUGCCAUCAGGGAAAGCCACUGUCAAAGGUGAGUCACCGUUCCUUUAGCAUAUUAAGAACAAGCUGGCUCUGGACCUAA
Messenger RNA from Ceratotherium simum simum (southern white rhinoceros), 938 nucleotides. Lineage: Eukaryota; Metazoa; Chordata; Mammalia; Perissodactyla; Rhinocerotidae. The record is from RefSeq and is a predicted model, not a curated record.